This is a messenger RNA of Trachymyrmex cornetzi, 847 nucleotides long. RefSeq names its product virus-induced RNA 1. The transcript has 4 exons. The coding region runs from base 174 to 674 and encodes 166 amino acids. NCBI's taxonomy places the organism in Eukaryota, Metazoa, Arthropoda, Insecta, Hymenoptera, Formicidae. The record is from RefSeq and is a predicted model, not a curated record.
GUCGGUGUUUUCCACUAUCCGGUCCGGUCUGGCGAGUAACCUUGAUCCUUUCGCGAGUCGUAUGUGACAGCCGCCGUUCGGGUGGAUCGGUUAGUGUCGAUCGAGACAUCGUCGAGGUAGCAAGCGAUCCUUGGCAGUUUUACUAGUUGCCGACGUUCCCUGUGUACGACAGGAUGAAAACGUUCCUACAAGUUCUUCUCGUUGCGGCGUGCUUCGUCGCCUGUACACGCAGUUUCCCUCGCAGUUCCCCAAGUAUACCCAAUCCGUUUGAAGAGGAAGAUAACGACGAUCCCUACUUCUUUACUCCUCAAUUUCAAUUUCCUAUGUUAUUUGAAAGAAUAAUACAAAAUCUCAGGCGAACUUUCUCAGGAGACAUCACGAGUCUAUUCCAUGAAACAAACAUUCCUAUUCCUGAAGGCGCGAACACAACAUCCACAACCAAGAUCAUUGACGGCCAUGUGGUGACGCUCAACGAGACAACAUACUCAAGAGGCAAUGAAAACGGUGACAUCUCGUUCCGUAUUCGUAUAAUCGACGUGAAGCCACUAAACGAGACUGAAGUGAUCGGGGGAGGUAGCACGGAGCAACCGUCAGAGCCGGACCCGGGGAGCCGCGAGACGGUCGAGGAGUUCAACAACGAGAUACCGAAAAACACGGAAACGCUGACCGCUUAAAAAGUGGUCAGUCUGCUCGCGAGACACGCCGACAAUCAGCGAUGUCCGAGUGGAUUUUAUGGAGAGGAAGGAGUGACCUUUAUUUCAUGGCUGUAGUAGAGUAACUUUGAUGCCACACCGCGGUGUGUAUCAUAUUAAAAUAUAAAGCAUUACUGUAAUAUAAUAUAUAUAUA